This is a messenger RNA of Epinephelus lanceolatus (giant grouper), 1552 nucleotides long. Lineage: Eukaryota; Metazoa; Chordata; Actinopteri; Perciformes; Serranidae. The record is from RefSeq and is a predicted model, not a curated record.
GACAAAAUGGCUUCCAGAUUAGAGGACGAUCUCUGCUGCCCUGUUUGCUGUGACAUGUUCAAAGAUCCUGUCAUCCUGUCAUGUAGCCACAGCUUCUGUAAAGACUGUCUGCAGAACUGGUGGACAGAGAAACCAGCACGUGAGUGUCCAGUUUGUAAGAGAAGACACUCAAAGGGCUUAGUACCUCCUAACUUAGCUCUAAAGAAGCUGUGUGAGAGUUUCUUACAGGAGAGAGAUCAGAGAACUUCAGAGGCUCUCUGCAGUCUGCACUCUGAGAAACUCAAACUCUUCUGUCUGGACCAUCAGCAGCCAGUUUGUCUCGUCUGCAGAGAUUCAGAAAAACACACCAACCACAGAUUCAGACCCGUCGAUGAAGCUGCACGACAACACAAGAAGGAACUUGAGGAAACUCUGGAGCCCUUAAAGGAGAAGUUAAAGGUUUGUGAACAAGUUAAAGUGAAGUGUGAACAAACAGCAGAACACAUGAAGGUCCAGGCCCGACGCACAGAGAGGCAGAUUAAGGAGCAGUUCAAGAAGCUUCACCAGUUUCUAGAGGAGGAAGAGGAGGCCAGGAUGGCUGCACUGAGGGAGGAAGAGGAGCAGAAGAGUCAGAUGAUGAAGGAGAAGAUGGAGGCUCUGAGCAGAGAGAUAGCAGCUCUUUCAGACACAGCCAGAGCCACAGAGGACGAGCUGAGAGCUGAAGACGUCUCAUUCCUGCUCAACUACAAGGCUGCAGUGGACAGAGUCCAGCAGCGCCCCCUGCUGGAUGAUCCACAGCUGCUCUCAGGAGCUCUGAUAGACGAGGCCAAACACCUGGGCAACCUGACCUUCAACAUCUGGAACAAGAUGAAGGACAUGGUCUCCUACACUCCUCUGAUCCUGGACCCAAACACUGCUGGUCCAUAUCUCAUCCUGUCUGAAGAUCUGACCAGUGUGAGAGGAGCAGAGGAGGAGCAGCAGCUUCCUGAUAAUCCAGAGAGGUUAAACUACUGGUGUGUCCUGGGCUCUGAGGGCUUUAACUCAGGGACUCACAGCUGGGACGUCGAGGUUGGAGACAAUACAUACUGGGAACUGGGUGUGUUAGCAGAGUCUGUCCAGAGGAAAGGAGUCAUACACUCUGGAUUAUGGAGAAUAUGGUUCUGGUCUGGUGAAUACACAGCAGUCUCCCCACCACAUCAAGACACUGCUCUCUCCUUUGAGAGGCAGCUCCAGAGGAUCAGAGUCAAUCUGGACUGUAACGGAGGAAAACUGUCAUUCUCUGAUCCUGAUACUAACACACACAUACACACCUUCACACACACUUUCACUGAGAGGAUGUUUCCAUAUGUUAACAAUAGGGAUAAACUCCCACUGAAGGUUUUACCACUGAAGGUCUCUGUGACUGUAGAACAACACAGAUAGAUGACUUUGAUGUGUAUAUUGAAAGAUAUACUGAGUGUUGCGGUACAUGUGACUGUAUUUUCCUGAUGAUGUUUUUUCUUAGAGUGCAAAAAUAUUUAAUUUUGGCACUGCGUCCACCAAAGCCUUUUUUUUCCACCAGCUGAAAAUGACC